AUGGCUCGGCGCACCCUUUCGGAAGAGGUCCACGAAGGAGAUCCGAGCGCGACAGCUGUUCCUCUCCCCAGGCAGUUGGGCGGCCGCUCUGGGAGCAGAGCAGCGCAGCCCGGCUCCGCAGAAUCAGCGCCGCCGCCUCCCGGCGCUCACGUCUGCAGGGAAAAGAAGGAAGGAAAAAACUUACAGAACGGCAGCAAUUUCCUUCCUUCCUUUUCGGGCUCCUCCUCGCCCGGGCCGCCUCCCCAGCCGCGUGCGCAGACCUGGAAGCGCCGGCCAGAGGACGCGACUGGAGGUGAGCGAAGUGACACAGCGGCGCGCGUAGGGCCGCGAGCGCAGCCGGGAACGCGCCCCACCCUUGUGCCUGAUUUCCUCCCGGUGGCGCUUGCGACAGCUCAGCGGCUGACGCACGAAGGCCCUCCCGCAGCGAGGAUUCCCGCGGCAGCACCGCCCCGCCGCACUCCGGCGGCCGGAGGGAUUGGCGCCGGGCCGAGGACUGCGCUGGUGACGGGCUGCGCUCGGCCGCCCGGCGCCCUGUUUCUGCUUCUGCCCUCGCCGCACGUCCUCCGCCACCCCUCGCGGAGCUUCCAGCUGCCGUCUCCCUGGCACAGAAACAGUUCGGCUGCGGAUCGCCCUCUUCCUAGGGGAAGAUUCCAAACACAGCUCCCGUACCCAACACUUCCAAAGAACAGAAGCUGCAGAAAAACGCCCGGCUGCUGCAAGCUGAAGCGUCCUGGGCACUCAGUGCCCCACUCUGCCUUGCUGGCCCUUGUAAGAGCAAUGACGGGCAAAAUCCUGUAUGUGUAUUUGCUCCACUGCAGUUCAUGUCUCUUAGAAAAUCAGACUGCCCAAUGUUUCCAAAUCGUCACUGAAUGGGGACCAAAAUCUCACACAGGUUUCUUUCAGGUUAUUUCAAGCUGGAAAAACUGGGAGGGCCAGAAAACUGAACUGAAACAGUAUUGACAGCAAAUACUGCAAAGAGAGCUCUGCCCCUGCCCCAGGUGUGGAGGGAGUGGGGAAUGGAAGGGAAGAGAGAAACCCCACUGCAAAUAAUGUAAAUGUUUGUCCUCUCUGUGCAUCUAGCCAGGUAGGUGUCACAAGCUGCCUCCCCCACAAGAAAGGGGAAAAAAAUAUAACUUGUUCGUAAAAACCAGGUUAUGAAUGAAGACGUUUCAGGUUCUUGGUUUCUCAAAAUUAAACCCCUCUAUGGUCUGCAGUUUACAAAACGAGGAAAAUACAAUUGCCAAAAUCUGUCCAAAAUCCUUGCUGAAAACAGAGAUAUAUUUUGCACAAAACCUCAAAGAUUAUAUUGGCUCUUACCCUUCUUUUAUUUUGAGCAAUUCAUUUAGUCCUUCUGUACUUCAGCUUUCUCAUCAAUAAAACAGAUUCUUUUUUUAAGGGGGAAAGUGAUUAUGAGUUGAAAGUGCUUUGUUACAACAAAGCAGUGAUCAGAAAGCAGCUUGGUGCAAGUGCAAAAGC
This is a messenger RNA of Manis pentadactyla (Chinese pangolin), 1476 nucleotides long. RefSeq lists its product as uncharacterized. NCBI's taxonomy places the organism in Eukaryota, Metazoa, Chordata, Mammalia, Pholidota, Manidae. Bases 1 to 960 code for a protein of 319 amino acids. The record is from RefSeq and is a predicted model, not a curated record. The transcript is spliced from 3 exons.